Molecule: messenger RNA, 2055 nt
Organism: Vanderwaltozyma polyspora DSM 70294
Lineage: Eukaryota; Fungi; Ascomycota; Saccharomycetes; Saccharomycetales; Saccharomycetaceae
Gene: NRP1
Product: Nrp1p
Exons: 1
Coding region: 1-2055 (684 amino acids)
Molecular function (GO): RNA binding
Source: RefSeq, a predicted model, not a curated record
AUGUAUUAUAUAGUGAUAGAGACCGAUACAUUGCAUAGUGUUGAGACACCUAAGGAUCAUACUCGAAUUUCAAAGUUGUCAUAUCAAUUUGUCGAUGCAGAAUCACUGGAAUGCUAUUAUGGUAAAGAUGAAGUUAAAGUUAUCUCUAUAGAUGAUGAGAGUGCAAUUUCUUUUAAAGACAUGAUUAAACAAUUGGAUGAAGAUAUAAAGACAGUUGUGGGUGAUGAUGAAUUUGUGUUUUGCUCGUUGAAUUCUGUUUGGGACCUUCGUGUGACAAUUCCAAGACAAGCUCGUGAUGAAAUUGUAACAUUACCAGACUAUCUUCAGGAGGUAAAAGUCUUCGACCUAUGGAAAGAAUUUAAUAGAUGGGCAAAGAAUCAUUCAGAUACAGUCACUGUUAAGAAAUCAAAGAAUCUGAGAGAUUUAGAAGAAUUACUAAGAGUACUAGAGCUCACCGCUGAAAAAACGACAGUGGAGACAAAAGAAAUAGAAGAAAACUCUGACAAAGAAGAUGAAGUACACGCCAAUACAGGUGCUGAAGAAAGCGGAAAUGCUACCAUAACUACCGCUGCUGAUGACGAUAAUAAUGAAGAUGAUUCAAAGGAAAUGAAAGAAACUCCAUUGGAGAUUAAUAGAGUAACUGAAAUCUUGACUACCAUCCACAAGAAAUGUACUACCGAGGAAGAUAUAACACUGGUUUUAACAAAGCCAUAUGAUUCUAAUUCAGAUUUUAAAGCGUUUAAAGAAGAGGCUUCAAAAUUGUUAUAUAUGAACAAUCUACCUCCAGACACAACCCAGAGUGAAUUAGAAUCAUGGUUUGCUCAAUUUGGGUCUAAACCAGUAAGUUUUUGGACUGUUAAAAACAUCGUUGAAGAAACUUCAAAUGUUAAUAACAAUUGGAGUAUGAAUAACAGUCCAUACGUAGAAGAACAAGAUAGUAUUUCAGGUUUUGUAUCAUUUCAAUCGCAUAAGGAAGCCACUGAUGCUUUACUCCUAAAUGGUCGUUCAAUCUUAUCUAACAUGGCAAAUACAAAGCAACCUAGAGUGGUUGAACAUAUUGUCGAGAUCCAACCUUCUUCCGUGACAGUUUUAGAAAGAGUGCAAGAUAUUUCAGCACCAUUCCCCCAAAGUAAGAAUAAACCAAGACCUGGUGAUUGGAAUUGUAUGUCAUGUGGCUUUUCGAAUUUUCAAAGAAGGACUGCGUGUUUUAGAUGUUCAUACCCUGCUGCUUCUAAUAAUUUAAAUUCAAGAAAAUAUGUUAACAAUUCAAAUAAUAUGCAUAAUAAUCCACUAAAUGAUAAUGGAUCAAACUUAAAUAUUUUGAACACCACGCCAAAUCAAUAUAAUUUUGCAUUAGGUAUGCAACAUAAUUCACAACCUCAAGGUCUACAAGCCAGGUCAAGUCCGAUUAAUGGCUCAACGGGAUACAUUGGUAUGAUGAACAACAACAACAACAAUAAUAAUAAUAAUAAUAGCAAUGGCAACAAUAAUAACGGUAGCAUGAAUAUUAAUAAUAGCAUCAACAAUAAUAAUUCAUACAGAUAUAAUAACAAUAAUCAUAACGGUAAUCGUUAUAAUAAUCAUCAAACAAAUGGCAAUAACAAUAGUGGUUCUAAUGUUCCAUUCAGAGCUGGUGAUUGGAAAUGUAUUGCAUGCAGUUAUCAUAAUUUUGCCAAAAAUGUUGUAUGUCUUCGUUGUGGUGGACCAAAAAGUCAUAUAAAUUCAGGAGAUAUCAACUCUCCUACUAUGAAUAACUCUAAUGGCCUGAAUAAUCGUCAUUACUAUAAUAAUAAUAAUAAUAAUAAUAAUAACAAUAAUAAUAAUAAUAACAAUAAUAACAGUAGCAGUGGCAACUACAACAGUAACGCUUCCAAGAGUACUAAUAACUACAAUGGAAUUGAACUACCGAAUAUGUCAGUGUCUACAGCUACAAGCAAUGCCAGUUAUAAUAAGACUAGCCAAGGACUAGUUGGUAAUGUUGUCGCAACUCAUAUCAACAACGGUAGUAUCGAUAGUGUUAAUAAUGAUACUAUGGUCCCUUUGAAUUCUGCAUAA